Messenger RNA from Sardina pilchardus (European sardine), 1123 nucleotides. Its product is annotated as tryptase-2-like. The transcript is spliced from 6 exons. NCBI's taxonomy places the organism in Eukaryota, Metazoa, Chordata, Actinopteri, Clupeiformes, Clupeidae. Gene Ontology annotation, molecular function: serine-type endopeptidase activity. The record is from RefSeq and is a predicted model, not a curated record. Gene Ontology annotation, biological process: proteolysis. The coding region runs from base 53 to 895 and encodes 280 amino acids.
GACUUUGCUGUGUGUGACCGUGCUGCUCUGCAAAGUAACAGGAGAAGCAGACAUGAGCCUUCAGACUUUGUUGUGUGUGACGGUGCUGCUCUGCAAAUUUACAGGAUGUCUUUCGAUCGUUGGGGGCCGUGAUGCACAGAGGGGGGCGUGGCCCUGGAUGGUCCUCUUGGAGACGCAUUCUGAAGGUGGCAGAUACUGGACGUGUGGAGGAUCACUGGUCUCAGAUCAGUGGGUCUUGACAUCAGCUUACUGCUUGCAUGACAUAAGUGGGCCAGCGGUGCUCCUGGAGCGUUCGUUUGCUCGUGUCGGGGAGCUGAGUCUGAAGGAAUCUUCUGGAAGGAAGGUGAAGCUGAAGCGGGCGGUGGCGCACCCAGACUACAGAGAUGAUGGAGGUAUUAUCAACAACGACAUCGCCCUGGUGCAGCUGCAGGAGGCCGUGUCCUUCUCUGACACAGUGCAGCCCGUGCUGCUGCCCAGCCCCCGAGACCAAUUCAGCCCCCACACUGAGUGCUGGGUCACCGGAUGGGGUCAAGUAGCUGACGGCAAGGAGCUGGGUGGGAUGAAGACUCUCCAGGAGCUGCAGGUGUCUCUGAUUGAUGAGGCCACAUGUGGUCAGAAGUACCCCAACAAGACUGACAGCACGAUGUGCGCUGGUGACCUGAGGGGAGGAAAAGGCUCCUGCAGGGAUGACCACGGUGGGCCCCUAGUGUGUAUCCUAGCAGGAGAGGUGGAGAGGAGGUUUGUGCUGGUCGGCAUCGUCUCUAUUGUCAACUGUGGUGAUGUGGGAGUGCCUACACUCUACGAAGACGUCUUCCGCCACACCCAGUUCAUCAGGGACACCAUUCAGGAGGCAGAAUGCAACGACCUGCCACCUUCUGAAGCAUGUUUUCUGUAAGCAGCCAGUGCUGAAGUGCUUUUUAAAAUGAUUGAAUAUUAUUCUGUAAUAGUUGAUCAUGCAUGUUAACCCCUUCAGCUGCCCACUCGUAUAACCCUCUGCAGGGCCACAUUCAUCUUCAUUACAUUUGCUCAUGCUUGAUGCACGUUGAUGUACUUGAUGUUCUGCUGUUAUUGCUCUUAAAAUAAAAAGCACACAAUUUGUAUCAUUUCAAAAAAUAAAGUGUGU